Molecule: messenger RNA, 1035 nt
Organism: Theobroma cacao (cacao)
Lineage: Eukaryota; Viridiplantae; Streptophyta; Magnoliopsida; Malvales; Malvaceae
Product: ER membrane protein complex subunit 8/9 homolog
Cellular component (GO): EMC complex
Source: RefSeq, a predicted model, not a curated record
CGAAACCAUAGAAAUCAGAGAAGUGAGCGAGCCACCGAGUUGAGUUCACCUUCAAACUUCCCACCCACUCACUUGUUUACUGUCGCAUCCUCUCGUUAAAUUGCCGGCGACCCGGUAACCUCGGUGACUCAGUGAAUCUGACCAGUAGAGAAGGGAAAACAAAAAAUGGUGGCCGAGUUGAAGUACGAGAUCUCACAGAACGCUUACAUAAAGUUGGUUCUACAAGCGCUGAAGCACAAAACGACGGCGGUCAACGGCGUCUUACUCGGCCGAGUCAACCCGCAAAAUGAAAACGUUGUUGAGAUCAUUGACUCAGUCCCUCUCUUUCACUCUAAUCUUGCUUUAUUGCCUCCCCUCGAGAUCGCCCUCAUCAUGGUAGAGGAGCAUUAUGGAUCUCAGGGAUUGGGAAUUGUGGGCUAUUUCCAUGCAAAUGAGAGGUUUGAUAAUGCAGAGCUAGGCAUUGUGGCAAAGAAUAUUGGUGAUCAUAUUUGCCGGUACUUUCCCCAAGCUGCUCUUCUCUUGUUAGAUAACAAAAAGCUGGAAGCUUUGUCUAAGGAGAAAGACCAGAGUCCUGUGAUGCAGCUAUAUAUAAGGGAUGCAUCCAAGAACUGGAAACUGGUUAGACCGGAUGGAGGCAGCCGAUUGGUAAUUAAGGAGCCUGCUGCAAAUGUUGUUUUGUUGGAUUUCAUUUCAUCUGAAAAAUGGCAGGAUGUUGCAGAUUUUGACGAUCACCUUGAUGACAUUAAGAAGGACUGGCUUAAUCCAGAUCUCUUCAAGUAAGAUCCUUCAUUGGUUGGUCGAAGGUAAUGGUUGAUGCAGACACUUGUCCUGGAGACCAUGAAGUAGACAAUGAAUUGGAUGAACCAUGGGCUUACGGAUAUUUUAUUCGCCAGGGGAUUUUGUUGUGACGUAUUAACCGAUUUGUUAUAAGAUCAGGAUGAAUACCAUCAACAUUUCUUUAGCGGAAAGACAUGUGUUUUAAGAUCCAUUGUUUUAGAAUUUGUAAGUGGAAAUGCAAUGCCAUUCUGUUUUGAA